Molecule: messenger RNA, 1150 nt
Organism: Sinocyclocheilus grahami
Lineage: Eukaryota; Metazoa; Chordata; Actinopteri; Cypriniformes; Cyprinidae
Product: urotensin-2 receptor-like
Exons: 1
Coding region: 1-1146 (381 amino acids)
Biological process (GO): neuropeptide signaling pathway
Cellular component (GO): plasma membrane
Molecular function (GO): urotensin II receptor activity
Source: RefSeq, a predicted model, not a curated record
AUGGACGUCUCUGGCUCUACUUCCUUUUCCUCUUCCCCUUCCCCUUCAUACACCUUCCCCUUUCUCACUAACCUGUCCCUUCCCUCGUCCUCUCCUUCUCUCUCCCCGUCCCCAAGCGUAGCCUCCACAGCUCUCUUCUGCUUUUUCCUAUCCCUCCUUUCUCUGCUGGGCAUUCUGGGCAACCUCUACACCCUAGGGCUUCUCAUUCGCCGCCGUAGGAUGUCAAGGCGACGGCGUAGCGCUCCUACCUGUUGUUACUCCUGCCUCGGCACCUCCUCCCCUUCUUUCUCUCCCUCCUCCUCUCCCACCUCGUCCUCCUCGUCUUCUUCCCUCCACCUGCAGGUUCUGAGUCUGGCUUUGGCAGACCUGGUGUACCUCUCCACUGCCCCAUUCAUUGUGUACGACAGCCUGGCAUCUGACUGGGCCUUCGGUGAACUAGGCUGUCGGCUGCUACUCAGUCUGGACUUGCUCACCAUGCACGCAAGUAUCUUCACCCUCACUGCUAUGAGCCUGGAUCGGUAUCGAGCUGUGGCUGAUCCAUUGGCAGCCUCGUCCACACCUUCCUCUGGACUCCUGAGGGUCGCUUUGGCCUGGGGUUUUGCCGUGGCUCUCAGUUUGCCCAUGAUGAUCACUCUGCACCUGGAAGACGGAGAGAACCAGGAAGGCAAGUUGUGCGUUCCCGCCUGGGAUGAGCAGAGUUCCAAAGCCUACCUCAGUGUGCUCUUCUGCACCAGCAUCCUAGGCCCAGGACUGGCCAUCGGAGCUUUGUAUGCAGCUUUAGGGAGACUCUAUUGGGUAUCUCAGACGCAACCAGCUUGGGUCGGAGGGGGCAACGCCUACCCACCCCGUGCACCUCGCCCCAAAGUCCUGCUCCUCAUCCUGGGGAUUGUGCUGACUUUCUGGGCUUGUUUCCUUCCGUUCUGGAUCUGGCAGCUUCUACCACUGUACCGACCUGAGGUUCUGCGCGUGGUGCCGGUGGGCACGCAGGUGACCAUUAAUCGCAUCCUCACAGGAUUGACUUAUGGGAACUCUUGUGUGAAUCCGUUCUUCUACACGCUGCUGACAGGCAAGCGCAGGCGGACCAGCAGGAAGGCAAUAAGUGCGGCUGCCCCACUCUGCCACAAGGGCAGCUCUGAACAACAAUAACAGC